Messenger RNA from Mobula hypostoma (lesser devil ray), 4475 nucleotides. Its product is annotated as calpain-3-like. Gene Ontology annotation, biological process: negative regulation of apoptotic process; proteolysis. The transcript has 22 exons. The coding region runs from base 370 to 2589 and encodes 739 amino acids. The record is from RefSeq and is a predicted model, not a curated record. NCBI's taxonomy places the organism in Eukaryota, Metazoa, Chordata, Chondrichthyes, Myliobatiformes, Myliobatidae. Gene Ontology annotation, molecular function: calcium ion binding; calcium-dependent cysteine-type endopeptidase activity. Gene Ontology annotation, cellular component: cytoplasm.
GAAAUUGCACAAGAGAGGAAUAGGAAUCAAGACCAGCAAGCGGGUGAUUUUAAUUUAAUUACUCAAGUGAAAAUCGUGUGGAAGGCAGCCCAGGAUAAAAGGAAACCAGCUGUCCUGUGCCUUGUGGAACAGAAUUUCUUUACCAACCUUUGUCCUAGUUUGAAGCCGGCUGUGGUGGGACAAUUUAUUAUGGAGAAGCCUUCUUGAACUCGACCUGCGUAUUGGCAAACCACUUGAAAUAUUGCAACCCGCAGGACUGGCCGGUCUGUGUUUUUUUUUCCAUUGUAUGAAAACCGAUCUGAGGUCAGUAACUGUUUCUCUUCCUCAUAAACUUCUUUCCUCUAUUGUGAAAUCUUUGCUGUUGUCACCAUGCCUCACGAUAUCAACUCUGCACAACGAUCACCGGCUCGCCUACCCCUGCCCAAUAAGGGUGGCCUGUAUCCCAUUAUCAAUCGCAACAAAGAUGUCAUCAAAGCCAAGAGUGAGGUCUUUCAGUUCCUGAAGAAGGAGUGCCUGAGGAAGGGUGUCCUCUUUGAAGAUCCGGAAUUCCCUGCAGAUGAAUCCUCUCUAUUUUACAGCCAGUUUUUGCCUUUCAAGCUGGAGUGGAAAAGACCCCCAGAACUCUGUGAGAAUCCAAAGUUCAUCAUCGGUGGAGCCUCAAGGACUGACAUCUGUCAAGGAGAUUUGGGUGACUGCUGGUUCCUGGCAGCCAUUGCUUGCCUGACCCUCAAUGAGAAACUGCUGUACCGCGUCAUCCCGAGGGAUCAGUACUUCACUGAGAACUAUGCUGGGAUCUUCCAUUUCCAGUUCUGGCGUUUCGGUGAGUGGGUGGAUGUUGUCAUUGAUGAUCGAAUCCCUACAUUCAACAACCAUCUGGUAUUCACCAAAUCAGCUGAGCGCAACGAGUUCUGGAGUGCCCUACUGGAGAAGGCCUAUGCCAAGUUGCAUGGAUCCUACGAGGCUCUGAAAGGUGGAAACACAACCGAAGCAAUGGAGGAUUUCACCGGCGGAGUCACUGAGUUCUUUGAGAUGAGGGGAGCCCCCAAAGAUAUGUACAAGAUAAUGAAAAAGGCGACAGAAAGAGGGUCCCUCAUGGCCUGCUCCAUUGAUUCCUUCGUACCCCUGCAGUUCGAGACGCGGUUGCCCAGCGGCCUGGUCAAAGGUCACGCCUACUCAGUAACCGGUGUGGACGAGGUCACUCACAGAAAUCAGAAAGUGAAGUUGGUGCGUUUGAGGAACCCAUGGGGAACGGUUGAGUGGAAUGGGCCCUGGAGUGAUAAGGCCCGGGAGUGGUCUGAGAUUGACAAAUCGCAAAAGCAACGGCUGCAACAUCAAAUGAAAGAUGAUGGAGAGUUUUGGAUGGCUUUUGAUGAUUUCAAGAGGAACUACACAAAGCUGGAGAUCUGCAACCUGACGCCAGAUGCACUGGACGAUGACAAGCUCCACAAGUGGACGGUGUCCAUCAAUGAGGGGCGGUGGGUAAGGGGCUGUUCGGCUGGAGGCUGCCGAAACUAUCCCGACACCUUCUGGACCAACCCACAGUACCGGCUGAAGCUGUUUGAAGAGGAUGAUGAUCCGGACAAUGAUGAGGUCCUCUGUACGUUUCUCGUUGCUCUGAUGCAAAAGAACCGCCGUAAGGAGCGCAAAAUUGGGGUCAAUUUUCAUACCAUUGGUUUCGCUAUUUAUGAGGUGCCAAAGGAGAUGCAUGGCAAUAAGCAGCACCUUCCCAAAGAUUUCUUCCUCUACCACGCCUCCAAAUGCAGGUCAAAGUCAUACAUUAACCUGAGGGAGAUAUCGGACCGCUUCAGACUUCCCCCAGGCGAAUAUGUGAUCAUUCCUUCCACUUAUGAACCACAUCAGGAGGGCGAGUUUGUUCUCAGGGUCUUCUCGGAGAAACAGAACCUGUCAGAGGAAACUGAGAACCAGAUCAAAACUGACGAUCCUAAGCCAAUCAUCUUUGUUUCUGAUAGAGCUCAGGACAAUGUAGACUCGGAGAAGGAAGAAAAGGAGAAAAGAACGGAAGUCAAGAAAAAGAUCAAGCCUUUGCCAGUGACGUCCAACAAGGAGACUGAGGAGGAUCUACAGUUUCGCCGUAUCUUCAGACAGAUUGCUGGGGACGACAUGCAGAUCUCGGCAGCUGAACUGAAGAGCAUCCUAAACCGUGUUGUUAAAAAACACAAUAUGAAAACUGAAGGGUUUGCUUUGGAGUCUUGUCGCAGUAUGGUUGCCCUGAUGGAUACAGAUGGAUCUGGAAAGCUGAAUCUGACGGAGUUUAAACAUCUAUGGAACAAGAUUAAGCAAUGGCAGGCAAUUUUUCAGGAAUAUGACAAGGAUAAUUCGGGACUGAUUGACAGCUAUGAACUGCGGAGUGCUGUGAAUGAUGCAGGCUUCCGCCUCAACAGCCAUUUGUAUGAGCUCAUCUCCAUGCGCUACGCCGAUCUAAGUAUGAAUGUGGACUUCGACAGCUUCAUCUGUUGCAUUUUGAGACUGGAGGGCAUGUUCAGAGCUUUCCAUGCAUUUGAUAAAGAUGGAGAUGGAAUUAUUAAACUGAAUGUCCUAGAGUGGUUGCAGCUCACCAUAUAUGCUUAAGGCUCUCAGGAUUCGUGGGCCUGGCUAUUACCUCAACUCAACGUGCAAACCUCAAUAGCACAAUACAAAAAGCCAAGCUCUUCUGUGUUCAAGGCGAUCAGGCGAAACACUGUUGGCAGUAUGAAACUGCCAGAUCAGCUCUUAUUUCACUUCGUUUGCAUGUGUGUGUGUGUGUGAGAACCUUUGGAACUGGAAGUGCCUGAAACCAAUUUAAAAUGAUGUUGCCUUUAUUGAUCUUGUAAGAGUUUUCCAAUACACCCACUAUUCUAUCCUCUCCUGGCCAGUGGGAGGGUAUAUUUGAUAUUAAGUAAAAGGUCCCUGAUUCACUGUUUGGUUUGCAAUGAGUAAAUGGAUCUCACAGCUCAUUGAGUCACUAGAGUUGGUCUCAGCAACCCAGGUUCAAGGAGGGAAAUUAUCAGUCAUAGCUUUCUUUAAUCUAGGGAUCCUUCUGGAGCAGGGCAUGUUUAGAAAAUAAUGCAGGCCUAUGAUUAAUGUUUCUGCUCUGCCAUUCAUUAUUAUAAUCGCUAUGGCGACAAUUUAAGUGAUUAGAGAUCCUGGCAUUUGAAACAUACCCCUAUAUUGUCAUUGCAGCCAUCAUUAUAGAAUGUUACUAGUUACAGGACUUCCCAGGCCACCAAUGAAUUCUGUUUACAGAUGCCCGUAAGUCGAUUUGUCCGUAAAUUGGAAAAUACGCAAAAGCCACUCAAAGUGACAACUAUACCAUCAUAGUAUUGUAUUGAACAGCAUCAAGGGCACAGAGAAAAAGUCAAUUACUAGAAGUUGUUAGAAAGAAGAAACUGAUUCUGGCAUUCGUAGGAACAAACACAUGUACACGCGUUGGGCUUUUGAAUUUAACAAUAUUGUGGGAGCUCAUUUGUAUGUGGAGAUGUCUAUCAUUCAGGCAUUUGUAACCCAGGAUUGGUCUGUAUAAGAAUUGAUACCAGGGGUAUGAUAAAUAGCUCUUAUACUGUCUAUAAAUUCCAAAAUACAUUAUUUCUGUGUUAUUUAAUGAUGGUUUGUUUCCUUGAGUUCUGUUUGUUCAUAUAAGUGCUUGAUGUAACACAUGCAUUUCACAAACUUCUUAGACCACUGAGAAUUUGUAUUAAAAUGCUGUGAUGUAAUGUUGAGUAAUGAGCAAGUGAAGCUGAUAGUGUUCCCCUGUUCCUUCCCUCCGCAAGUACUGAUUAAGACUUGAUUUGCUCACGCCAAGCAGCGGUGUCGAGUCAUUUAGCAUGUAAAGUUUACUUGGGGGAGGCAUCCCCUAAAUCAAGUGCCAGCUUCCCUCAUAAUCUCUGAAGAGGGACUGGGCAAUAAUUUCCACCCCCCCCCCCCCACUUUCUCUGUCCCAGGGAUGUUACUGUGCUAUCCGGCCCAAUACAAACAAGAAAUUAUGUAAAAACUCCUAUGCUAGACUGCCCUCUGAACCACUGAAUAGUUCAAGACGGAGAUAGACUUGAAGAAGGAAUUGGAAAUAAUCCACAGAACCUGAAAUUUGCAAGCAAAGCCAAGCAAAUUACAACAUUUUGAAGCAUCUGAAUGAAUGCUUGAAUCGACAAGGCGCUGAAGACUACUGACCAUGUGCUGGUAAAUGGUAUCAGUACAGAUAGGUCCUUAAUGGUUGGCACAGAUGUGGUGGGGCUGAAGAGUUUGUUUCUGUGUCUUAUAACUCUAUUGGUUGAUAUAAGUGGUUGCCCUCCACACUGCACAGCUCUAAUGUUGCAUCUGGGGCUUUCAGUGAGGACUGUAACUUUUUUUCUCUCUGGUAACUAUGCUGUUGAUUAAGUGUGAGUUUGCUGGCAACAGAUUAUGAGAGGGAAAUUCAUCUUCCCUGGUCCAGGAAGAUUGAGAUUGAUUGUGGAGAUGCAACUGCAAUAAAACAGCUUGGA